AUGGAACAUAUUUUGGAGGCAAAGGGGUGUCCAGAUGAUAGGAAGUUGGCCUAUACUCAAUAUCUGCUAACAAUAGAAGUUGGCCAUUGGUGGAACAACAUGAGAGCCAUCCUUGAGAGGCGUGGAACUCCUAUUACUUGGGAGUUAUUCAAGACCAAAUGCUACACAGAAUACUUCCCUGAUAGUGUCCGCUUUGCAAAAGAAGUGGAGUUUCUUGAGCUAACACAAGGAAACAGGUCGGUGACUGAAUAUGCUGACCGCUUUAAACACCUUCUUCGCUUCCGCACGGUGCAAGUGAAUGAAGAUUGGCAGUGCCGGAAGUUUGAGAAUGGUUUGAGGAAGGAUGUCAAGCUUAUGGUGAAGGGAUUACGCAUUCGAGAGUUUCCCGCCUUGGUGGAAAUGGCUAGGGACAUGGAGAAAACCAAGGGAGAACCUGAAGUGCAGCAGAGCCAGAGAGUCCAACCACUGAGGGUUGGCGGACCUGUAGUCUCCAGAGGGGGAUCCAGCUCGAGGACGACCCCUUUCUCUCGACCCACAUCUUUGGGGUCCAGGGGUUCUUCCUCCUCUUCUCAGCCCUCAGUACAGUAG
Messenger RNA from Vigna radiata var. radiata (mung bean), 588 nucleotides. RefSeq lists its product as uncharacterized. The coding region runs from base 1 to 588 and encodes 195 amino acids. The record is from RefSeq and is a predicted model, not a curated record. NCBI's taxonomy places the organism in Eukaryota, Viridiplantae, Streptophyta, Magnoliopsida, Fabales, Fabaceae. The transcript has a single exon.